AUUGGUAAAGAAAACAAAACUGCAUCAAAUUAAACUGUUAUUCUUUUCCAAAGUGUAUGUACUAAUAAUCGUACUAAUGGAUAACACAACCGAAAGCACUGUACCGGUUAAAAAGGAGCAGUUAUCCACAAUAAUUAAGGUGGAGGAAGUUAUGAUAUCGGAUGUUUUGGACGUUCUGGAUACGGAACAGAAACUGCAAAACCCCGAGAGUGGCCAGUAUUGCUUCAGUGAGACGAUUCGAUCGGCAACUGAAUCGCCCAACGAUCUGGAGAAUGAAAAAGCCGUUGUAACCAAACCACUACCCGAGUUGCCGACCGCAGCAGCGGCUAGCGACGAAGUAGCAGUUUCCAGUUUCAGUCACGCGGAGAAUGUGGCGCCAAACUCCACUGCUGCCCAUAGGGUAACAGAAUAUUGCUGUAGUAUUUGCGGCAAACAGUACCAACGGGAGCGACCGUUUCUACUGCACAUGGACGUUCAUACGAGCACCGAAUUGAUUCAGUGCGAUAUUUGCAAUACCGAAUUCCUCAGCAGGGCUGGGUUGGAACGGCACAUCCAACGAAUGCACAAAACCAAAGUAAGGAGCUGUGAGAAAUGUAACAGAAAAUUUACCACACUCAGCAGACUAAACUUGCACAUGUCGAUUCAUGAAACGAAGAAAAAUUUCAGAUGCGACAUUUGUGGCUAUAGAUUUUAUCUGAAGGAGAAAUUAUUAGAGCACCGUAAAAUGCACAGUUCGAUGAAGUGUGAGUUUUGCGGGAAAGAAUUUACGUCGCGUUCACAGCUAAGACAUCACCUUUCGUCCCAUGCCGAGGAACGGCAGCUCGACUGUGGCGAUUGCGGUUCAUCGUUUAGGUCAAGUUUCGACUUGACAAUCCACAAACGAACGCACAGUGCGAAACUAGCGCAUCAGUGCGAGUUUUGCGGAAAUCAGUACGAAACUCUUUCACGGCUAAAAGCGCACGCAACGUGUCACACCGAGGACCGUCCAUUCCACUGUGACAUUUGUGGCUUCUCAUACAAGGCUGUUAACGAUUUAAAGAAGCACAAAAAAACGCACAACUACACCACAACUGAACGUGCAUUCAAAUGCUCGGUUUGCGAAAAAAUCUUUGCGACCGCUUGCCGUCUCACCGAGCAUAUGGUUAGCCACACGGAAGAACGACCGUUCGGGUGCGACCUUUGCAGCUCGUCCUUCAAGACGGCCAAGCAGUUGAAGGUUCACAAGAAAAGACACAGCCGGUACCGGCCGUACAAAUGCGAAAUCUGCUCCAGAGGGUUUAUGUUUCGCUACAAGCUCGUAGAGCAUAUGCCGGGUCACACCGGAGAGCGACAGUUCAUGUGCGACAUUUGCGGCUUGUCGUACCUGUCGAAAUACUAUUUGCAGAUGCACAAGAAACUUCACCAGGACCCCAAGGAGUAGACCGGUGUGUCUUCAGGA
Messenger RNA from Sabethes cyaneus, 1438 nucleotides. RefSeq names its product gastrula zinc finger protein XlCGF46.1-like. NCBI's taxonomy places the organism in Eukaryota, Metazoa, Arthropoda, Insecta, Diptera, Culicidae. The record is from RefSeq and is a predicted model, not a curated record. Bases 77 to 1420 code for a protein of 447 amino acids. The transcript has 2 exons.